AUGGCAUUUAAUUUAGAGACAGACGGACAGUCAGUCGAGCAGGCGGCGGCGGCGGCGACCCCGACCCCCGACCCAUCUCUCCCUCCCCUCCCCUCCGUCGGGUCCUUUGCUCUCGACCCAUGUCGCUUCCCGUCGAGUCCUACGACGCCCGCCUGCUCCCGCCCCGCCAAACCCCGCCCCGCGGUCCCCUUCCCUCAGGACCGCCCCCGGCCGAACCCUUUCCCCCGAGCCCUAGACGCCGCCCUGGCCCGCCUCAGCCUCCUCCCGCCCUCCGAUCACGGGGCGUACGUGUACUGCCCGGGUGGCGGCCGCGGCGUCGAGCCGGACGGCGGCGGCGGCGCGGACGAUAUGUGCCUGGCCUUGAGGAAGGACAGUGAGCUGAGCAGCUGCUCGAGCAGCCGGCGGAAUUUCGGUAUCUGGUCCCCGGAGCUUCGCCACCCCGGCGGGGAACGCCGCCGGCUGCUGGGGUCUUGUCCCGACGGGCGAGAAUUUUCCGUGGCAGGGGCCGGGGCCGAGGCCGAGGCGCUUCGCCCGGCGUUUAAUGCUUAUGGCCAGGUUUGCUUGAAUAGCGAUGGUUCAUCGGACUGUUAUGCGGAUAGGAUUAGCCAAGUCUCGCAAAGUACAAAUCUUUCGCAGCAAAACGGGUUGUUCAACGACUAUUCCAGGCUUUGUUCGGGUGUGGUUGAUAAUGGCUUUCGUGUAGGCGGGCUGGUUUCCAGAAGUAGCCUGAAUGGUAGGAGGGCGCAGUUUGCGCAAGUGCUGUUGAACUGUACAUCUAUAGAGGCUAUGCGAGGCCGGAUAGAGUCCAUCGCCACGGACCCAGAAGGUUUCCGGGUUCUACUCUCCAUGAUGGAGAGGAUGGACAGGGAUGAAGCGGAGCUAGUUUUCUCGGAGACUAUCGAACGCGUCGGCUACUUGAUGACUGACCCUUUCGCGAACCAUGUGGUGCAGAGGCUCCUUGAGGUCUGCAGCGAGGAACAGAGGAAGCAAAUUUUGUAUGCGGUGACCUGGAAUUCUCAAAUUGUUAGCAUAUGCCUUAGCACAUACGGGAUUCGUUCCAUACAGAAGUUGAUGGACACGCUUACCACUCGUUGGCAAAAGAAUGUGGUUAUACACGCCCUCGCGCCUUUUAUGUAUCAAUUGAUCAAGAACGCUAUUGGUCAUCAUGUUAUCCGGCACUGCCUUAAGGUCUUCUCUAAUGAAGAUAAUGAGAUCCUCUAUGAUCUGGUGGCUACCAAGUGUUAUGAGAUUGCAACUGAUAAAAGUGGAUGCUGCAUUCUGCAACAAUGUGUUGAACAUGCUCAAGGGAAGCAAAGAGAUCGCCUUGUGACUGAAAUUACAACCCAUGCCCUUCUGCUAGCUGAAAACUGCUAUGGCAACUAUGUGGUACAACAUCUGCUGACUUUGGAGAUCCCACAAGUUGCUGAUGAUCUUCAUAGACAGUUCCUUGGCAACUAUGCAAUUCUAUCCUGCAAUAAGUACGGUAGCAAUGUGGUGGAGAAAUGCUUGAAAGAGAUGGGAUACAACCAAUUCAAACAAAUUGUUGUGGAGUUGCUUGAAGAGUUUCUGACAGUCCUCUUGAAUGAAUAUGGAAAUUACGUCAUCCGAAGGGCAGUUGAGGUGUCCAAGGAGCAGCGGCAGACCCAGAUCUACUACAUUUUGUCAGCGGAGCUCAGGAGAUAUGAUCCACUAAUCAAGAGCAAUCCUUAUGGCAAGAAGGCAGUCUCUCGGCUCGAGAAGCAAAACAUAUUGCCCUGAUGAGGGAUAUGAUUUUGUUCAGAAGUGAAGUUGCAUACUUUGAUUUCUGCCAGUUGAUACUAACCUUUCUGUCGGUGUUUGUUGUUGUUGUUGUUGGUCUCUUAGACUAAUAAAUGUUCUGUGCCAGUGUUUGGUCCAGUGUUCAUCUUGUCAUUUGUGGCUUGUGAAAUAGGGAGACAUGUUGGAGUUCAUUGAGAUGUUGUUUUCUUAUUUCUCUCACACACAGACUUAGGAGGUCGAAAGCAAUUUGGGGAGUUGCCUUUUCAAGUGUAAAUCAAUUGAUCUGCCCACUAUGGAUUGACUUAUACUCAA
Eucalyptus grandis is the source of this 2070-nucleotide messenger RNA. RefSeq names its product putative pumilio homolog 8, chloroplastic. The record is from RefSeq and is a predicted model, not a curated record. Bases 1 to 1758 code for a protein of 585 amino acids. The transcript has 6 exons. Gene Ontology annotation, molecular function: mRNA binding. Gene Ontology annotation, biological process: post-transcriptional regulation of gene expression. Gene Ontology annotation, cellular component: cytoplasm. Lineage: Eukaryota; Viridiplantae; Streptophyta; Magnoliopsida; Myrtales; Myrtaceae.